AUGGAUCAUCUUCGUUUUCUUCUGGCUCUGCUAAUUAUAACAUCGGCUUCAUCCAACUGUCACUCGUGGGGUUGGUUCUCUUCAGAAGAGACCUCCUCUAAUGAGAACCCUUCUCGUUCGGUUGGUAAAUUCUCCAUGGAAGGUGUUAAUGACCAGAAGGGGGUCAGGCUAGUUGAAAAUGCUAAGGCGAAAUUGGUUGGUUCAGACUCUUGUUGGCAAAAUGCUUAUCGGCAUCUCUUUUCUGGGUGCUCGGAGAUUUUCGCUGUCGAAGAGAAGCGGUCGAGAUUUGCUUGGCAUCUUAGUGAUUGUUUUCAGAAGGACUCCGGCAGGCCUCCUUUUCCUUCAUGUGACCCAAAAUCUGUCAUGUAUAAAUGCCUGAAAAGUUUGAAUGACUAUGAGCAUAAGGUCUAUCUGGAAUUCUACCUUGAGACCAAUUCAAUCUGCCAUCAGUUACAGUUGAGUAUACUAAUAUCUUCCAUGGCUCGAGUAUUUAAGCAUGAAACAGAGAGACUGGUGAAUGAACUUAAAAAUUCAGCCCAAUAUGCAGAAGGCAAGUUGGAAAAAAUUGAAGAGAAGGCAGAGUAUCUACUGCAGGGCUCAAAUCAGAUAUACGAGUCUUUGAAUUCGAUUGAUGUUCGAACACAGCAAGUUGCUCAAACUGCAAAAAAUGUGGAAGAUCAUGUAGACGUCGUGUUGAAGCAUUCGGCAGCAGUUUAUGAGCAAUCCAGGAAAAUCCAAGCUUCUCAAUCAGAGCUGCAAGAAGGACAAGUAGAAAUGAAGAGAAACUUGAAAGAUGGGAUGGCAAUGCUUCAAGAUUCAUACAGCCAUUUGGGUCAAGAAAUUGAUAACUUAAGAAAUGAGGCAGUUGAAAUUGAAAAGGAGAUAACUAAAGUUGGAGACCAAAUGUCAUCUAGGAUGGAGAAUCUGCAAAGCAAAGCAGAUGAUAUUGGGAAUAUAGCUGGGGUCUCUUUGGAUAAGCAACAUCAGCUUCUCGAUGGACAGACGACUGCUCUCAAGGAUCUUCAGUUUUUAACAAAAUUUCAAUCUGAAGCAUUAGAAGAGAGCAGGAGUACACUUCAUCGGUUAGCUGAAUAUGGCCAUAGACAACAAGAAGAGCUUCUUCAAAAGCAACAACAGCUUCAACAAGUUCAUGAUCACUUGAUGGAAAAUUCAAAGUCAAUCUUGGCAGCUCAGGAAUCUUUUGAAUCAAAGCAAGCCAGCAUGUUCAUUGCAUUAGACAAGCUAUUCACUUUGCACAAUGCUAUGUUGCUUGAAUCGCGCUUAAUCAAAGCUUUCUUUAUUUACUUUAUAUCGAUGUUUGUUAUCUACAUGUUCACAAGCACAAAGCAAACAUACACAGUUAGACCUUGGCUUUAUAUUGGGCUGUGUGCCACAUUCUUGAUAGAAGUAGUGACAAUUCGGUUCACCCCAAUCGACAUUCAACAGCAAACAUGGAAAAUAAACCUUUUCCGAUCAACCUUUGCUGUAAUUGCUUUAGUUAAGCUAAUACAUGCAAUUUUCACAUACAGGGACUAUGAAGUGUUGAACAAUCAGUUGUUACAUACAUUGAUUGAGAAGGUUAAUGGCAUGCAAAGAUACCAGAAGUUGUCAUGGGAGGAAGAUAGUGAAUUUAACUGGUCCUCUUGGAUUGACACCAACUUACAAGAAGACGUAGACAGUUCUGAAGACCCUGACUACUUAGUUCCUGAAGAAGUUGGGGAAAAUUUUAUCACGGCUUCAACUAUAAAAGAAUAUGAUCUCCGCCAGCGUCUUCUUCGUUGA
Prunus armeniaca (apricot) is the source of this 1782-nucleotide messenger RNA. The record is from the annotation of a GenBank genome assembly. NCBI's taxonomy places the organism in Eukaryota, Viridiplantae, Streptophyta, Magnoliopsida, Rosales, Rosaceae.